This is a messenger RNA of Rhizophagus irregularis DAOM 181602=DAOM 197198, 2147 nucleotides long. RefSeq lists its product as uncharacterized. Gene Ontology annotation, cellular component: nucleus; DNA replication factor A complex. The record is from RefSeq and is a predicted model, not a curated record. Gene Ontology annotation, molecular function: single-stranded telomeric DNA binding; damaged DNA binding. NCBI's taxonomy places the organism in Eukaryota, Fungi, Glomeromycota, Glomeromycetes, Glomerales, Glomeraceae. Gene Ontology annotation, biological process: DNA replication; double-strand break repair via homologous recombination; meiotic cell cycle.
ACUUUUUGACUUUUUUCUUUUAAUAGCUUUGAGUCAAAUUAUAACAAAGAAAGAGAGAGGAAAAAAUGUCUAAAACGAAUGUAGGUAGUAUAAUUUCCCUUGGAUGCAUUAGAGGCAUGCUCGAUGAAAAUGAAUCGUCUAGGCCAAAAAAUCCGGUCCUCCAGUUAGUGAGAGUUAACCCAGGCGUCGGUGAACAAGGUGGCUCAAGAUAUAAGAUUGGGCUUUCGGAUGGCUUUGAACUUAUUCAAGGCAUAAUUCCAGAACAUUUAAUUAAGACAGUAUGCAACGGAAAAAAGCUGGAUAGAGGCAUGAUAAUUAAGUUGACCAAUUAUAACCUUAGUAAUUCUAUCCCACUUCAAGCCAGUAAAAACACAUCGAAGUACUUGGUUAUUUUAGGGUUUGAACUGGUUAAAGACGUACCUUUGGAAUUAUAUGGACACGGACACCUUAGUGAUGAUACUGAACGUUCUCGAACUGGAAUUUCUCGUCCAAAUCCAAUUCAACCACAACAACCGCCACAGCCGCCACAAUUAAGACCACCUGUUCCUUCUAAUUUUGGAAUUAAUAGCUCCCACAAUAACAAUAUCACUCCGCAAAGAAGUUCAAAUAAAAAUUCAGAUGAAGGAAUUUGUUCUAUUGAUAACAUAAGUCCAUACCAUAAUAAAUGGAAACUCAAGGCAAUGGUUGUUCAAAAAUCAGAUCUUAAGACGUGGACGAAUUCACGUGGGUCUGGCAAGUUAUUUAAUGUAACUUUAAUGGAUGACACUGGAGAAAUUAGAGCAACUGCUUUCAAUCAACAAGCGGAUGAAUAUAUGAAUCUAUUGGAAUUGAAUAAGGUGUAUUAUAUUUCUAAGGGAAAAGUCAAUAUAGCUAAGAAGCAGUUCUCAAAUGUUCAAAAUGAUUAUGAAAUAACCAUUGAGGCUGGUACCAUAAUUGAACCGGCUAAUAAUUCCGUUAUGCCCAUUAAAAUAAAAAUUAACCCUGUUAAAAUUUCUGAUUUGGUUAACUAUGAAAAAGACAAUACAGUCGAUGUUGUGGCCGCCAUUAAAGAAAUUUCUGAGACGACCCAAGUAAUGACAAAAAAUCAAAAAAUGAUUGACAAAAGGGAUCUUAUAAUAGUAGACGAAAGUGAAUUUGAAGUUAGAUUAACUACAUGGGGACAACAAGUUAAUGAGCUUAGACACAUAGAUAUAGGCACUAUUAUUGUGUGUAAAAAUACGCGUGUUAGCGAUUUUCAAGGGAGGAGUCUUUCAAUGUAUGGUACCAGUAAACUAUUGAUCGAUCCUAAUAUACCAGAGACUAAUUCUAUACGUAAAUGGGUGGCUAACGGAGGACUAAAAAUCGAAACAAAGUUAUUUUCAGGUUCUUCUUAUUCAACGGGGUCUAUAAAUUCUCCCGAAAAGACAAUGUCACAAAUCAUUAAUGAGAAUAUUGGCAAUAAUGAAAAGGCUGAAUAUUUUGUUACAAGAGGGACAGUUGUAUUCAUCAAAAAAGAAAAUAUGUACUAUGCUGCUUGUCCCAAUGAAGGUUGUAACAAAAAAGUUAUUGAAGAUGGCGAAAAUUCUUAUCGGUGUGAAAAAUGCUCGCGCUCAUAUGAUCACGUCGAAUACAGAUAUAUAUUUGGAAUGAACAUAUCUGACCAUACGGAUAGUAUGUGGUUCCAAUGUUUUAAUGACACAGGAAAUACAAUUAUUGGUAAAAAUGCCAACGAGUUAAAUAGUAUGAAGGAAAAUGAGGAAUUGGCCUUUGAAAAUUGGAUUGACUCUCGAUAUUUCAAAACUUACAUCUUCAAAUGUCGUGCGAAAAUGGAAACCUACAAGGAAAGAAACAUAAUUAAAUACCAAGUUAUGGAGGCUAUCCCAAUAAAUUUUGUUGAACAUGGGAAGACAUUGUUGGAUAACAUUAAAGAACUAGAAGGAUUGUAAACGCUUAAAUGAUAAUUUUUCUUUACUAAGUAAGACUACUUUCUCAUAAAUUUACUUUGGCCUUUACUAAAAAAAACCUUUCCUGCACCUUUGACAUAAUGAAGCGGUUUUUAUGAAUAAUAAUAAUAAUCAUGAGAUGUAGCUAUAGUGGGUAUCAUGUUUUAAUUACGUAUUCACCGACCUCAGAUGAAUAUUAUAAUAAAAAAAAAAUAAAUAUAGCUA